Messenger RNA from Aspergillus calidoustus, 1350 nucleotides. The record is from the annotation of a GenBank genome assembly. NCBI's taxonomy places the organism in Eukaryota, Fungi, Ascomycota, Eurotiomycetes, Eurotiales, Aspergillaceae.
AUGUCCAAGUCACGCCGGAGCGUUCGGUUUCAGCACCGCGAUGCUCGACGAUCGAGCAUAUCAGACGCCAGUGAUGCCGCCUCUGAUCCAGGGAGCCCGACGGGCAACAACGCGGCUGUGGACCGACCCGCCACAAUUCCGGAGGAGAAACCUGAACAGCCUCUAUCCGAGUACGAGAAGAAGAAACAGACCUUUAUCACGCGCACGAUAUGGACUUUUGUCAUGAUUGCCGGUUUCUUCAUUGCAAUGUUUUCGGGCCACAUAUACAUCAUCGGAAUCGUCACUGCUAUUCAGAUUAUCUCGUUCAAGGAGGUCAUUGCCAUUGCCAACGUGCCGAGCAAGGAGAAGAAUAUUCGCUUCACCAAGUCGCUGAACUGGUACUUUUUGGCGACCAGCAUGUACUUUCUCUAUGGAGAGAGCGUUAUCUACUAUUUUAAGCACAUUCUUUUGGUCGACAGGGUCUUGCUCCCUCUGGCGACUCACCACCGGUUCAUCAGCUUUACCCUCUAUGUUAUGGGCUUUGUUUUCUUCGUUGCUUCUCUGCAAAAGGGUCACUACCGAUUCCAGUUCACCCAGUUCGCAUGGACCCACAUGGCACUGUACUUGAUCGUCGUGCAGGCGCAUUUCGUCAUGAACAACAUCUUGGAGGGCAUGAUCUGGUUUUUCCUUCCGGCGGCUCUUGUGAUUACCAACGAUAUCUUCGCUUAUGUCUGCGGUAUCACAUUCGGGAGGACCCAGCUUAUUCAAUUGUCGCCUAAGAAGACGGUCGAGGGGUUCUUGGGCGCCUGGGUCUGCACUAUUAUCUUCGGCUACUUCAUGACCAACAUCUUGAUGCGCUACAAGUACUUUAUCUGCCCCGUCAAUGACCUUGGAUCCAACGUUUUGACCGGCUUGGAGUGCGAGCCCAACCCGGUCUUUGUGCCACAGGAGUUUACUAUCCCAGACUGGACUGGGUUUGGCACAUCGUUCUAUCUCGCGCCCAUGCAGCUGCAUAUCCUGCUGUUUGCUACUUUUGCCUCCCUGAUUGCUCCAUUUGGCGGAUUCUUCGCAUCGGGUCUCAAGCGCACUUUCAAGAUCAAGGACUUUGGCGAGUCUAUUCCAGGACAUGGCGGAAUCACGGACCGAAUGGACUGCCAGUUCAUCAUGGGAUUCUUCGCUUUCAUGUAUUACCACAGCUUCAUUGCGGUCUACAAGGCGAGCGUUGGUGAUAUCAUCGAGGCUGCAAUCACUGGCUUGACGGUCGACGAGCAGUUUGAGGUCGUUCGCGGUCUCACCAAGUAUUUGUACAACCAGGGUGCCGUUCCUGAGUCGGUCCUCGAGGUCCUUAGCUCGGAACUCAAGCGCCGUUGA